CAUGUGUUACUUCCAGAGACUGGGAGAUGAUCACCAUCCAUGACGUCACCUUCUGAUGAUGUGCAAGUUCCCCACGAUCUGGAUAGGAACCCUCUUUCUCCUGCUCCUCCUCCCUGAGACGGCAGCCAACUACUUCAUCGAUGUCGACAGCUACAUCAAGUACAAUGCCAGUAGUUUCCAGCUUCUGGGGGCUGAGGAUCGUCUGACCUUCAGCUUCACUUUCUGCAACAGCCGUGGUCUUCUGCUCUACCAAGCAGGGGCAGAUAACUUCUUCUCGCUUGGUGUAUAUAGUGGCAAUAUCUACCUAGAGUGGAAGACACUCAACAGAGUCAUAGAGCUGACAAUAGGUGACGGCAGUCUCAUGCCCAACACAAGCUACACAGUAGACAUCACAGGACUACGUAGCCGCAGCUUCACCCGAGCUACCAUCAAUGGCCGUGUGAUGUCGGUCACUUACCUGGUGGAGCUGGACCAACAGCUGGAUCUCUCCUCCCUAGCUGGAGAGCUCUACAUCGGGGGAUAUAACUCCCUCAAUGACCUCAAACUGGACACCUCCCGUCUGUCAGCGUAUCUGGUCACGUGUCUGGAGUAUGUUGAGACGGCAACACGCAGACUCAAUCUGACUGGGGACUACAUGCAUCAUGUACAGACCAGCUGUCCAUCUGACCUGUGUUCAAAGUCCCCAAUCAUCACCAUGACAACCAGCCAGGCAUUCGCCCUCAUGGACAUCCAGCUGACACCUCGCACGAACACGAUCAUCCAACUCGAAUUCCGCACAAAGGCUCAGCAAGGGCUUAUCUUCUACCUUGGUGGUCCGGCCUAUCUGGUGCUGUACUUGGAACAAAGUGGUCAGCUCACACUCGGACUUAACACGAAGGGCACUGGUCCAGGAGUGUUUGCCACAACUACCGGGAGUGUAUUGUACAACACAGGGGAGUGGAUGUUGGUGCAGGUGCGUCGUCAGGGCAACACCGCAGUGCUGCUGGAUGGAACAGGGAUCCAACUGGCGGAAGCUCAGUAUGCUUCCAGUGGAACUGGUGUGGCGCAAACUCUCAAUGCAGCAGAAUUGUUUAUUGGUGGAGUUGUCUCCCCUUCACUGAUAUCGUCACUGCCGCAAUCAGCCCAGGUAUCUCUACGUGGAUGUUUUGAUGAACUUCGGUUUGCUGCCUUCAGCAUUGCGUCAGAACCUGCCAAGCUCAUCAACUUUGGACAUUCUAAAUCAGAGAGGGAUGUAAAACAUGGUGGCUGUUUCUCAUCAGACGUCUGUCAGCCAUCUUGUCCAGAGCCCUCCCAGCAGUGUAACAUGUCCUGUGAGUGUGCACCAGGGUUUACCACAGCAACAGCAUCACCGCUGCAGUGCAGGAACAUCGACGACUGUGACCCAUCACCAUGUCUUCACGGUGCCACCUGUUUGGACAAGAUUCUGGACUAUGAGUGCAUCUGCACCCAGGCAUAUAACAAGGGCAAGAACUGUUCCGUCCGAAACUUCUGUCUGCCCAACCCAUGUGUCAACCAGGCCAUAUGCUCCGACUCACUCACUGGGUACAGCUGCACCUGUCCUCCGGGAUAUACCGGGGACACAUGCGACCAGGAUAUCGAUGAGUGUCUGGCAUCUCCCUGUCAACACUCCUCCACAUGCAUCAACAACAUCGCCAACUACACUUGCCUCUGUGCAGCAGGGUACACCGGGAGGAACUGUCAGACUGACAUUGACGACUGCGUGACAACUCCCUGUGAAAACAAUGCUACCUGCACUGACCUCGUAAAUAGCUACACAUGUACCUGCACACCAGGCUGGACAGGGUCGAACUGCCAGAGCAACAUAGAUGACUGUAAAUCUGGCUCCUGUCAAAAUGGUGGCACAUGCUUGGACGAAGUCAACGCCUUCCGCUGCCAAUGUCCAAGCGGGUACACCGGAUCUGUGUGUGAGAGUGAGAUCAACGAAUGUCAGUACGGGUUCUGCCAAAAUGGCGCCACCUGCACGGAUGCUUUCAACGACUACACCUGCACAUGCUCAGGUGGAUGGACAGGGAAGAACUGUAGUACGGACAUCGACGAAUGUGCAACAUCACCGUGUGCUAAUGGUGCAACGUGCAUCAACCUCGUCAACCAGUAUCGGUGUGCUUGUGCAGCAGGUUGUGAGAACGUACACAGGUCUUACCUUGCGCGGAGGAUAUUGACGAGUGUGAGAGGGGCACCGUGUGUGAACGGUGGUACCUGUGUAGAUGCUGUCAAUGACUAUACCUGUACAUGCCCCCCUGCCUGGACAGGUAACAGGUGUGAUGUGGAGGUUAACGAGUGUGAUUCCACACCUUGUCGGAACAAUGCUACCUGUGUGGAUCAGAUUGGAUUUUACCGAUGUACCUGUGUUGCUGGAUAUACAGGAUCUGACUGCGAGGCCGACAUAGACGACUGUCAGGUGGCGCCAUGUCAGAAUGGUGGCACUUGUCAAGAUGGCGUCAACAGCUUCACCUGUGUCUGUGCUCGAGGCUUCACAGGUGGGACAUGUUCAGUGGACAUCGACGACUGUCUGCCUGGCCUGUGUUUGUUUGGGUCUACCUGCGUGGACAUGGUCAACGGCUACACCUGUAUGUGUGCGGCUGGAUACAGAAGAUCAUGUGACCGCGAUAUUGAUGAAUGUGCGUCUGGACCCUGCCGCAAUGGAGCCACGUGUGUGGAUGGACGAGCUUCAUACACCUGCCAAUGUCCUUUGGGCUUUACAGGGCGCCAGUGUGAGGUGGACAUCGAUGAUUGUCGUGGGCCAGUGCCGCAUCUGUGCGUGAACGGCGCCACCUGUGACGACCGCGUCAACAACUACACCUGCAUCUGUAGGACUGGCUGGGAGGGGCGCUACUGUCAGCAGGGCAUCACCUGCAGCGAUGAUGUUGAUGAGUGCAGGGGAGAUAACUCACCAUGCCUCAAUAUGGGCAGGUGCAACAACACCUAUGGCUCUUACACCUGUGACUGUGGGCAAGGUUACUCUGGAAGCCAUUGUGAAUCCGAUAUUGACGAAUGUCAAGGUCAUCCAUGCCACUUCAACGGGACAUGUGUGAACCUGAUUGGUGGAUAUCGAUGCGACUGUGUGGAGGGUUUCAUGGGGAAGAACUGUGAGGCUGUCAUACGACAGUGUCAGUUCGACAAUCCGUGUAGGGACACUGCUGUGGAUAUACAUGUUUUUUGUAAACCUGGUUACCAUGGCAACAGGUGUGAACUUGAGAUCAACGAGUGCUCCUCGAAUCCUUGUCGUAAUGGCGGCAGUUGCCAUGACGGCAUCAACUUCUAUAACUGUUCGUGUGUGGAAGGUUACGAAGGGAAGAACUGUGAGGUGGACAUCAAUGAAUGUGCAAGUCAGCCUUGUUUGAAUAAAGGCGUGUGUUAUGAGCCUGACAUCAACACCUUCGGCUGUAAGUGUCGGCCUGGCUUCACCGGCAUCACUUGUGAUGUCGACAUCAACGACUGCGUCUCCAACCCGUGCCAACACUACCAGGUGUGUGUGGACCGAGUUAACCACUACAGCUGCGAGUGCCCCCCUGGGAUGACAGGAGAUGUGUGUAAUGUCCAUAUUGAUGAUUGCCACAGUAGCCCCUGUAACAACCAUGGCACCUGUGUGGACAUCGGCAACACGUACAUCUGCCAGUGUCCGUACCCAUACACUGGCAGGAACUGUGACACUGAUGUAGACCCCUGCUUCCCUAACCCCUGUCUCCAUGGUGGCACAUGUUUCCGUGACAACAGCGUUGCCGAGGGAUACAGAUGUACCUGCACUGGUGGUUUCAUUGGCAAUCGUUGCCAGGGUGAUGUGUACGACUGUCGGUCCAACCCCUGUCAGAACGGUGGUACGUGUGUUGAGAACACUGAUGGACAUGCAGGCUUCAAAUGUCGGUGUUCGAAAGAGUUUGCAGGGACGUACUGUGAGCUUCAGUCAGACGACUGCAUGUCUUCGCCAUGUCAGAAUGGAGGAACUUGCACACCAAAACAAAAUGGCUACACAUGUCAGUGCCCUUUAACAUACACGGGUAAGGACUGUCGUCAAGACGUCAACGAAUGCGACCAAUCAGCAGUUCUGUGUCAGAACGGUGGGCACUGCUUCAAUCGGAUUGGUGGAUACAGCUGUGUGUGCAGCCCUUAUUGGACAGGCCCCAACUGCCAGGUGGACAUCAAGGAGUGUCAGCUGAGUCCAUGUCGGAACAAUGCCACCUGUAUGGAGGUGGUGGGUGGGAGCCCCCGGUGUGUGUGUCCUCCUGGUUUGACCGGAGCUACAUGUGAAUCAAGGGACUACGGGUGUGAGAUCUCACCGUGUCGGUCUGGGGAACCUGCGUGCAGCAGGGGGAUGCCUACAUCUGUCAGUGUUACCCUGGAUACACAGGUGAGUCCUCCUCCUCAUCCAGCAUGGUCUUAUCGUCGUCCACAUCACUUAAUGUGUGCCAACUGCGAGACCAACAUAGAUGAGUGCAGUUUACUCCCCUGUAAGAAUGGGGGCACAUGCACCGAUGCUAGUAAUGACUUCAGCUGUCGGUGUGCUCCCAACUUCACUGGGCUGACCUGUACGGAACUCAUCAGCCCCUGUGAUCCUAACCCCUGCCAGCAUGGGGGCACCUGUCAGGAGGGUGUGCCGGGGGUUUUCCAGUGUGCAUGUCCCCAGGGCUACACAGGUACUCAUUGUGAGACGGACAUUGACGAGUGUGAGUUGGCCAGACCCUGCCAGAACAAUGCUACCUGUGUCAACCUCGUCAACAGCUUCAGGUGUGAAUGUAUGCCAGGAUAUGCAGGUCUGGCCUGUAGUGUGGACAUCAAUGAGUGUGCUGCCUCACCCUGUGGUAUGGGGAGCACCUGUGUGGACCUCGUUAACAAAUACAGGUGUGACUGUCGCACAGGUAUGACAGGUGUGAACUGUACAACAGACAUCAAAGAAUGCGAGUCCAGCCCUUGUCUUCACGGUGGUCAGUGUUCGGAGCCUCAGAUUGGCCAGUUCUUGUGUGUAUGUCCGAGCGGGGUGUCGGGGGCCACCUGUGAGAUGGUCAAUACUGCCAGCUUUGAUGGCCUGAGCUACGUCCAACUACAGCCAGACUUCGCGGUGACUGGAAAGCGUCGGCGCCGGAGGGAAACGUCCAGCAUGAUAGGGAUGAGGUUUACCUUUACGACAUCUGUGCCCACUGGCCUCAUCAUUGUCGUGAUGGGGGUGGACAAGGAAGGGCGACCCCAGCACUUCAGCCUAGAACUGUACCAAGCUGCAUUCUGGGUAACUGAGAAUCGUGGCCUGGAGACGUCACAGAAGAGCAUCCCAUUGGGCCAGGCAAUCAGCGGCAUCUACAGUCACACUGUCGACAUCAUCAUCCUGGACAGCUUUACCAGCGUCACCUUGGACCCAAACAACUGCAACAACUUGCCAACCUGCUAUGUGUCCUUCACCUACAACCAGAGCAUGGCCUUCACCUUUGAGCGUCAGAUGUACCUGGGAGGGAUACCAAGCGUAACUCCAUACAUUCGUAGCAAGCUGAAGACAGUACAGGGAUUUGCUGGUUGUCUUGGGCAAGACCAUGAGCCUGCUGCCCCCCUGAUGGGAACUCCUCCUCCUCCGCCUCCCCUCCCCACCAUCUCCAGCCAGUUCAUGAAGCGCCCCACCCCAGGAUGCUCCGCCCACGAGCCAUGCAGCACUAACCUGUGUCGAAACGGUGGGACCUGUGUUGAUCUGUGGACCAGGAAGUACUGUCAGUGCCAACCUGGAUUUGCUGGAGAAACCUGUGAGUUCCAGAACAUGGCCCACUUCUCCGCUGCUUCCAUGCUGCACUACAGUGGUCUGGUGGAGAUUAGGGAGCUGUCGUUCUGGCUCAGUGCCCCCAACUCUUCAGGAAUGCUGCUCUACACGGUGACCAAUGAUGCCUUGGCCUUGAUGAUUGACCGUGGACAGAUCCGGCUGCACAUUGUGUCGGGGAACACAGACACUGUCAGCCGAGUGGGACAGAAUGUUACCAAUGGUGACUGGUACAAAGUCAGCCUUGUGCUCACCGGAGGGAGGUACAGGAUUCAAGUGUCAACGCCAGACACAGGAGUGUUUGGGUCAGGAAGUGGGACGGUCAGCAGCUACAUCCUCGUGUCCAUGCCACUGUUCAUCGGGAAGCUUCACGACCACCCUGCCAUCGACAAGUGGAGACUUCGACCCAGCAAACUACCCACCUUUGAGGGGUUUGAAGGCUGCCUGCGAGAUCUGACCAUCAACUACAACCCCAUUGACCUCAAGUCCAAUGUAGCUUCCAUAUUUGGCAACGAUCCCCCUUCCCCUACCCCAGGGUGUAGGCGGGAGGAGACAUGUAGCCCCUCCCCCUGUCAAAAUGAGGGCGUGUGUGUUUCUGGCUGGGAGGGGCCCACUUGUCAGUGUCCGUCUAACUACCACGGACAGAACUGUACAGAUGUGUCCUCAUCGACCUUCAGCGGCAACAGCAGCUACAUCCAUGUCACCAUCAACAGGUCCAUGUUUCCAUUUGGAGACACAGGCAGCUUCGAUUUCAGGACCAGGCAGGCUACCUCCACGCUCGUCUACCAUGAGCUGUUCUACAGCAAUGGGUUGCUUAGCAACCUCAUAGAGUACCGGACUUACAGGGAGAAACUCCAGAUCAGCAUCACAGGAACAAGCAGGUUUUUGGAACCUGUGACUUUUGCUAAAACUGUUGCUGAUGGCAACUGGCAUACUGUGUAUUGGCGCAGACGAAACAACCAGCUGAGGAUUACCAUGGAUACGGAGACAAGGACGAUACAGACCAGCUUUAACCCGUAUGACAACAGACUUAACACCACCAUCAUGGUGUACCUGGGUGCCAAGCCCUUCAGACCAGGUGAUCCCAGUUAUAUGAUUGGCUACUUCAAGGGUUGUUUACGUAACGUGACCUUCAACAACCAGUACCUGAACUACCUGCCUAGCCACGCCCCUCAGUCAGGAGUGGAUGCCAGGAAUCACAGCGUACGAGUUGGUUGCCAUGGUGACGACGUCUGCCACAUCAGCCCCUGUUCUGCCAACUCCUACUGUAAAGAUAAGUGGAACGAUCACUCGUGCCUGUGUAUGGAAGGCUGGGAGGGAGACAACUGCCUUCAGAGUACAGAUGAUUGUCAAGGUCAGAUGUGUCUGAACGGUGCCACGUGCGUCGAUGGUCACAAACAGUUCACAUGUUCAUGCACCCCUGGAUUUACUGGGCGGUUCUGUGAGUCGAGCUACCACCCCUGUAACUCCAACCCCUGCUCCCCGACCAACACAGAACAAUGCUUGUCUACCACGCUCAUCGACUACGAGUGCAAGUGCAAGCCGGGAUGGUCGGGCAGGAACUGUACAGAGAAUGUAAAUGAAUGUGAAGGCAAUCCUUGUCAGAACCAGGCUACAUGCUUAGAUCUUAUCAAUAGUUACAAAUGUGAAUGUCUGGAUGAUUACUUUGGUGACAAUUGUGAGUACAAAUACGUGUGCUCAUCCAAGCAGUGUUUCAACGGAGGCCGAUGUGUUUCCAGCGAUGACAACGCAAACUACUCCUGCUUGUGCGACAAGAGAUACAUCGGCCGCAACUGUGAGACAUUCAACUACUGCUACAGCCACCAAUGUAGCCCCAACUCCACCUGUGUCCAGAGCAACACCGCCUACGCCUGUAACUGCAGCACAGGCUUCUAUGGUGCUUAUUGUCAGUUCCGGGAUUAUUGUGAAAGUCAGCCUUGUACGAAUGGUGGCGAAUGUCGUAACGACAAAGAUGGUUUCCGAUGUCAGUGUUCGUUUUUCUACACUGGGAACCAAUGUGAGACUGCUGUAAAUCAGUGUAAGUUUAACCCUUGUUAUAAUGGUGCUACGUGUUUCUUCAACGAAAGUUCUCCCGACCAGAAAUACACCUGUCUGUGUCAUAAUGGGCACACUGGACAACACUGUGAGACAGACAUUGAUGAAUGUGCGGAGAACCCGUGUCAGAACGGUGGAACAUGUCAACAGAGCUCUACUGAUACUUCCAAGCCAUUUUACCCAGGGUUCAAGUGCACAUGCAAAUCAGGAUUUACUGGACUUCGUUGUGAAAAUGACACCAACGAGUGCGACAGCCAACCUUGUAGACAUGGCGGAGUAUGUGAGGACUACAUCGACGGAUAUCGCUGCGUCUGCUCCAAGGGCUUCCUAGGUAUCAACUGUGAAUAUGACUAUCGAGGGUGCAGCUCAUCUCCAUGCCAAAACAAUGGUCGAUGUGCUGAAAACGAGGACAAAUCGUACAAGUGUGAAUGUCCGCCUGGCUUCAGUGGAACGUACUGUGAAAAUGAUAUAAAUGACUGUGAGUCCCACGUUUGUCAGAACGGCGCCAGGUGUGUUGACCUUGUCACUCAAUAUAAAUGUGAAUGUCUUCCAGGAUAUACAGGCACCUUCUGCGAAAAUAUUACCGAUUCGUGUUUCAGUCAGCCAUGUUUUAAUGCAGGGAAAUGCACCUAUCAGGGUUUGUGUAGCUGCUCGGACGUCAUCUCGCGCUGCGGCUGGCACAAUGAGACCUGUCAGGCUCAGUCCUGCUUCAACAGACCAGGAUGUUCGGCACACUCCGAGUCCUAUCUCUGUGACUGUCGGGGGACUGGCUUCAAGGGGCAGCAGUGUACCGAGGAUGAGGACGAGUGCGCCAUAGUGGGUUGGUGUCAAAAUGGUGGAGUGUGUGACAACACUGUUGGAAGCUUCAAGUGUGACUGUACAGGAUUCACGGGCAACAGGUGUCAGAUUGACAUUGAUGAAUGUAACAGAACCAACCCAUGCUAUAAUGGAGGUAUCUGCGUGAACUUGCCCGGCUCGUUCCGCUGUACCUGCCCUGAGGGAUGGACUGGUCCAACAUGUGGACAGAACAUUGAUGAUUGUGAAACAAAACCAUGUCAGAACGGGGGACAGUGUAUAGACCUCAUGAACAAUUACGUCUGCAUCUGCAGUGGCACAGGUUUCCAUGGUGACAGGUGCCAAAACAACACAGAUGACUGUGGCGGCCAUGUUUGUCAAAAUGGCGGUCGGUGCAUUGAUGGAAUUAAAUCAUACACAUGUGAUUGUGCUGGAACUGGGUAUACUGGCGCCCUCUGUCAAACCAAGGAGAAACCGUGCAAGAGUGGUCCUUGUAUGAAUAACGGAACCUGCAUCGAUGUGGCAGAAACAUUCACCUGUGACUGUGUAGGCACUGGGUACAGCGGGACUAUUUGCCAGGUGGAUGUAGAUGAGUGUGUGAUGGGGUCACACAGGUGUAGUGAAGGGUCCAGCUGCCUCAAUGUCCGUGGUGACUACAACUGCACAUGUGCAGCUGGGAGAGGUGGUCGUUACUGUGAAACAGCUGUUGCACUUCCGGUGGUUGGUGGAGUUACUGGUGGCAACGAGGGAGUUGUUGCAGCGUGUGUGGUGAUACUGCUGUUACUGGUGGUUGCAGCUUUGCUGUACGCAGCGUGGUAUACAAAGCGCAGUCGCAAACUUCAGGGGAGAUAUAAGCCAGCCCAGGUCGAACAGAGGUCAAGUGCAGAGAUUCCUAUGGAGAAAAUGAUUGACCCAACGAAUGGCGAGAGACUCAUAUGAUUAAAGAGAGGCGGGAGAUACAUUUGAAGCCAAUGGGGAGAUCAUCGUGAGAGACAUUAGAGACUUGAAGGAGAUAUUGAGAAAAAUACAUGUAGCAUGGAGAAGCCUUGUGUCACACAUAGAGAGAGUCUUCUGUCACACAUGGAGAAGUCUUCUGUCACACAUGGAGAAGUCUUCAGCCACACAUGGAGAAGUCUUCUGCCACACAUGGAGAAGUCUUCUGUCACACAUGGAGAAGUCUUCUGUCACACAUGGAGAGAGUCUUCUAUUGACAUUGU
Molecule: messenger RNA, 9819 nt
Organism: Haliotis rubra (blacklip abalone)
Lineage: Eukaryota; Metazoa; Mollusca; Gastropoda; Lepetellida; Haliotidae
Product: protein crumbs-like
Biological process (GO): heterophilic cell-cell adhesion; establishment or maintenance of epithelial cell apical/basal polarity
Cellular component (GO): protein-containing complex; plasma membrane
Molecular function (GO): calcium ion binding
Source: RefSeq, a predicted model, not a curated record